This is a messenger RNA of Corvus hawaiiensis (hawaiian crow), 2771 nucleotides long. RefSeq names its product G-protein coupled receptor 35-like. The coding region runs from base 1394 to 2710 and encodes 438 amino acids. Gene Ontology annotation, molecular function: chemokine receptor activity. Gene Ontology annotation, biological process: phospholipase C-activating G protein-coupled receptor signaling pathway; positive regulation of Rho protein signal transduction; chemokine-mediated signaling pathway. Gene Ontology annotation, cellular component: membrane. Lineage: Eukaryota; Metazoa; Chordata; Aves; Passeriformes; Corvidae. The transcript has 2 exons. The record is from RefSeq and is a predicted model, not a curated record.
UCACAGGCAUUGAGACAGGCUGAGAACUGCAGAGACAGGGGAAAUACCAAGUGAGCAUCAUUGGUCCAUGGCAGGGGUGAUGAAACCUGUGACUGCAUGGAAGGAGGGGACCGUGAGCAGCUGCAGAUGAGGGUGGCUGAUGGGAAGACGAGGUGGAGAGAAUGAUGGGGACCGUGAUGCAGCGGUGGCCAGGAAUCAGGCAGAGACCCAAAAGCCUCAGCAGGAGACAUGUAAGUUCUCCACGGACAGCACUUCAUCCUAGCUUUGCCUACUGGUAGCUGGUGUUGAGUUUGCUUUGACACAUCCUGAUGAACCUGCUGCUCACAGCCAGCUGCUUUGUGCCUGGUGACAUGGCUUGUCCCUCUCUUGAGACCUCACUGGGCUGAUGAGACCCUCAUCUGGCAACCACAGCACCAAGCUCUGGAUGGGAACCAUCACACUGGAGAGGUGUUAUGAGCUGAGCCCCUCCAAGCUUGAUUUUGACUGCUCAUGGUUUAUACCACUAGUGAUUGCCUGGGCAUAGACAAGAGGAGUGUGUGAACAACACUUGAGGAUGAUGCAAAGUUUUCUAUACAGUGAUGAAGCUAUCACAACCCAGAAGCUGGAUGACUUUGAAAACUAAAGUACCAACAAGGACCAUGACAUAAGAAUGUUGUUGGUUGGGGAUCAAUGAGCUGGGCACAUUAAUAUGUCAGUAACUACUUGUAAGCAUUCACCAAGAAGCCACCCCAAAGAAAGGGGGUUUGCAAGGUAAGCUCUACACUGGCUGUACACUGGCACGGAAUUAUUCUCAAGGGCUGGCUUGUGAUGUGCAGACAGACAGUGCAGAAAUACUCCAGAAGCUUGUCUAAGAUGACCCGAAAAGUGGAAAGGGGAAAUACAUUUGCCUAAGACAGCAAUUCAAGGCACUAAUAUCAGGGCCUUUAAGCUCAUUGAUCAACUUGUCAGCUUUUCUGGUAAGUAUGCUGCCACGGGGAGCCCAAGAGCAGCCCCUGGGCAGCAGGUGCCUGCAGACACAGAACAGUCACAAAGCCAGCAGGUCACAGGGUCAUGGUGCCACGUUUUCUCAGAAUUGCUGGCUGAGAAGAACUAUGGAAGACAAGAGAACUACCAUGAUUCAGAGUGAAACACUUGUUAACAAUCACAAAACUGCCUGCAAACCACUGCCCUCACCUCUCCAACAGCUGCAGGACUGGGGGCCUAUUAGGGCUGUUCUGUCCCAGGGCUCAGCCAGUGUGGCAACAGAAGCCACUCCUGUUCCAAUCCCAACAGGGCUGGCACUCUGGAAGGCAGAGAGAAGACCUCAGGACCUUUCCAGGGCGAUGGGUCCCCUCCAAGCACAGUCUGUUGGGCAAGGAGGGUCAACAGGCAUUGCCCACUGAGACAUCAGGCAAUGGAAAGUAAAGCAAAGGAAAAACCUGAAGUCAUUCCAUCACUGGAGGAACUGUUGCAGGGAUGCACAGCAGACAAGCCUUUCACCUCACUGCAGGACUUUCGCAGGCUCCUCAGUCAACAGGAGGUGGUACAAGCCACACCAGUGCUGACAGAGGAAGCUCUACCCUGGGGAAAUGUUCAGGAGGGGUACGGGUGCUUCCUCAGGCACUGUUGCUGCUCUCACAGCCACCAGAAAUUGGUUAUCACAGGACACCUUCCUGGUCAUGUGCAAGGAGCACUGCUCAUCGUGCCUGCACAGCGCUCCACGCCUGGGCUGGAGGAACUCGCUCUCUCCAAGGACAGCAAGAGAACAGGAACUGUACCUUUUGAUACCCCCAAAAUGAACCACAGCAGCUGCAAUAUCACAGCCUACGAAGUAUUUCCGCUUGUCCAGCUGUGUGUUUACAUCCCAGUUUUGGUUUUGGGCAUUGUGCUGAAUGUGUUGGUGCUGUGGGUGUUCUGUUGCAAACUCAGCAAAUGGACAGAAACCAGAGUAUACAUGGUCAACUUGGCUGUGGCUGACUGCUUGCUGCUCUUCACUUUGCCAUUUAAAACUUUGUCCCAGUUCCAGCACCUGAAGGUAGAUGCAUGGUGCCUGGUUCUGGAAGGUGGCUAUUUCAUGAACCGCUUUAUGAGCAUCGGUAUCAUCACCUUCAUAGCUGCUGAUAGGUAUCUUGCAAUCAAGUAUCCUUUGAGAUCCAAGGCACUGAGGUCACCUCUGAAGGCAGCUUUUGCCUCUGGAUUUCUUUGGAUAGUCAUCAUCUGUGAGACUUCCCUCAUUAAAAGCUUAGAGGACCGAAGCCAAGAUGACUUUUGCUUUGAGAAAUCUUCUGUGACGCCCUCGGUGAUCACGCUGUGUACCAUUAUUAUGGGGUUUUUCAUACCGCUGGUCAUCUUAAGUUACUGCUCCGUACGAACCAUUGCAGAACUCAUGAGAAAGAGGAAUGAAAACUGUCACAAUGAAAAGCUAACCAGGAAGGCUGUCUAUGUCAUGUCUGCAAACAUGGCUGUGUUCAUUGUGUGCUUUUUGCCUCUUUACCUCGGGCAUCUCCUCCGCUUCAUAAUGGACUCCAUCAGCUCCGACUGCUCGGCAAUACAGAGCAUUAGCAACUUUGUUCACUUUGCCUCCAUCCUCGCAAACACCAACUGCUGCCUGGAUGCCAUUUGUUACUACUUUGUCAACAAGGAAUUUAAGGAAGCAUCUUCCAAGCUAGCAAAGUCCGAAUCUGAAGCCAGUGAAGAAGCUGAAAUUCAGCUCCCACAUGUAACACAUUGAUGCAAAACACAUACAGCACACAAUUUAUAUUUGCUGUGUUCAACUGGGACUCACUAGCAGG